Molecule: messenger RNA, 991 nt
Organism: Diachasmimorpha longicaudata
Lineage: Eukaryota; Metazoa; Arthropoda; Insecta; Hymenoptera; Braconidae
Exons: 4
Coding region: 2-856 (284 amino acids)
Source: RefSeq, a predicted model, not a curated record
AAUGGACAAGACCAUUCGUUAUGAACGCGAAAAUAUUAACGAGUGUUGUGACGAUGUGCCCACCUGCAGUCAAGAUAUAAACAUCGGCAUUGAACGAAAACGAUCGAGACCUGGAAGAAGAUGCCCUUCGCCGGAUGUUUUGGCUCAGCUGCAGGCGUCGGACAAUCCUGAUGAGAUUCAAUUGGUGCUAAACGAAGUGAGGAAUGGCCGGAUCACACAAGCAGUGGAGUUCAUCUUCUCCCUGCGUCCAUUUCUCAAAGAUCGAGGGAAAAUUCUUAUCGACUCGAUGGAGAGGGAUUUAGCGGAUUUUCGAAAAUUAGUCGACGAAACUGUGGAUUACAGAGUACAAGAUGAAGGUGAUGUCAUGCAUUUUAGUCAGAAUGCCAUGAACGAAAAAUUGCACCAUCUGACGAUGCAGAUGAAGGAGAGAACCCUUAGUAUAAUGGAAAAAUUGCACAAAAUAUCCCCCAAGUUCGAUUGGAAAAACGAUGGCAAGGACAUGCUCAAGUUAUCGACAUUAAUUAAUAUUAAAGAGAAAAAUACUGGCGAAUUAGGUCCAAAAGAAAGUGUCGACUCGACUAAGAAUUUAAUCCACCAAAUAUUCAUUCGCAAUCAAUGGUUGAAACGGGAAUUGCACCGGCUGCAGGAGGAGAAUAACGACCUUAGAAUAUACUUCAAGAAAUCUAAGGACCUUGCGGCGGAGAGGCGAGUGGAGCAAAUACAAGUUCCUCGUAUGCUCGCCGAACAGCAGGAGAUGCUGGAGAAACGUCUCGACAAAUUGAAGGCGAUUUAUCACAAAAAUGCUGAAAAAAUUCAUGCACUACAUGUGAAUUAUGAGGAGCACAUCCAUACAUAGGAAAAUUUUAUGUCAUAGUAAAAUCAUCAACAAAAUUGGGCAGUAGUUGCGUCAUCAGUACUUAUCGUUAAUAUUAUACAUUCGUAAGGAAUUAAUCAAUUCCUCUUGUUCAGAGGCGACUAUCAUAUCUACAAA